AUGUCUACAUCAGCUAAGCCUUCCGUUCAAGAAAUUCAAAAGGUUUACGUCCUUGUUGAUGAAAGAAAGGAUGUGAAUGCUCUUAAAGAAUGUGAUGCCAUGUUGCAAAAGUAUCCAGAGUCUAGUGUUUUUCUCUCAUUCAAGGCUUUAAUUUUGAUGAAUUUAGGAAAGAGAAAGGAAUCUAUUCAACUUGUUGAUGAUGUUUUAGCACAAAAGAAGAUGGAAUUUCACGAUUUUAUUCUCCGAACAUUGAGUAUGGCUUUGGAAAAGGUACACGAUUAUAAGAGAAUUGCAGAAUUAUAUGAAAAAGUAUAUAAUGCCAUUCCGGCUCAAGCAAUUACACAAUAUGAAGAUGUGAUUGAAAAGUAUUUCUAUAGUUUGGUAAGAAGUAAUCAAACUGAAAAACAACAAACAACAGCUGCCAAACUUGCUCGUGCCUUCCCUGAUAAUCAACUUUAUUCUUAUUGGAAUAUUUGUAGUAUGUUACUUAUUGGAAAGGAAAAACCUCUUCUCUUCAAAUUGGCAUCUAAAAUGUUAGAAAAGGAAUUUUCACUUGAAAACAAAGAUGUUAAAAAAUUAGAUGGUGUUAUUUAUUCGGAAAGAUUGAGAUUAUACAUUGAAUCUGUAUUGAAUGCCACCAGUGAUUAUGAAGGUAUUAUCAAAUUGAUAAUUAAUGAUGAACCAUGGGGAAAGGAACUUGAACCUCUUCCAUUUGAUAGAAAGGCAAUUCUUGCUGGAUAUUGUUUAAAGGUUGAAAAGUAUUAUACUUUAGCCAAUGGUAUUUAUACUCAUCUUUUGGAAAAUGAAGAUUCUGAUGAAUGGCCUUGGUGGUUGGGAUUGAUUCAAAGUACAUUGUUGGCUAUUCAAACAGGACAAAGUACUACCUCUAUGGAAUGGGAAGGGAAAACAUUGAAUUGUCACACCUCUAUUGAAUCAUUACAUAAUUUUAUUAAAUCUCACCAAAAUAGCAAGGAUAAGAGAGGUCCAUACUUGGCAGAAUUGGAAUUAAUGAAAGUUUUGAAACAAAAGCAAAUGAAUGACUACAAAUUUGAAAAGGAGGCCAACGAAUUAAUUAUCAACUAUUUCAAGACAUUUGGAUCAAGAAAGAUUUGCUACGACGAUCUUAAGGUAUACCUCGAACUGGUAGCCGAUCUUAGUCAACUUUUGUCAAAAAUUUAUUCUUCAAUUGAUUCAUUGAAAGUUAAUCAAAUUGACAAGAUUGAAUAUCAAAUUACCUUCUUCAAGAUCCAAAGACAUACAAAGCAAAAUGUUUGCUGUGCAACAGAGGAUGAAUUGAUUACCACCCUCGUUUCAAACUAUGCCCAAGCCCUUCCUCUUGGUAAGAAUUUACUUGAAACUGAUAGUCAAUAUGGUGAUGAGUUUUUAUUGAUUGCUGCUCACUAUCUCUUGGAUAGAAAGGAGUAUACUUCAGCAGUUAUUCUUUUGGAGCUUGCCUUGAAGAGAUCCAAGUACAACUUCCACUUCAAGGUUCUUUUAAUUAGAGUCUAUGCAACCAUGAGGUCAUUAUCAUCACGAGCAUUUACUAUCUUUUUGAAUGAAUUGGAUGUCAAGCAUAUCCAAUAUGAAAGUAUCAGCUAUUUAAUUUAUCAUGACUUGAUGGGAGUUGGUGUUUGUGAUAGAGGUGUUAAGGUUGCUGAAAAGAUUCUCAAAUUCUACGACUCUGAACAUAGACUUUACACUUCACAAUAUCUUGCUCUUCCAUAUCAAAAACAAAGUUGGUCCAAGAUUGAAGAAAUGACAAAGUUCAACAGUAGAAUCGAUAAUUCUUACUCUAUUGCUAAAGCUCAAAUUGACAAACUUUAUCUCAAGCUUGUUUUUGAUGAUGUUCGUUCAGCCAGAGAUAUUUCAGAACAAUUGAAUAUGACUGAUUUGGAUGAUUACAUUUAUCACUCAGUCAAGUCUUCAGGAAAGUCUUUCUCACACAAUGAAGAUAUCUCAAUUCUUAAAUAUUUCGGUAAUGAAGAUUUGAAGAAUAAUAUUUUAAUUCCAAAAGAGCUUGUUGAAAGACCAUCAUUGGACGAAUCUUUCACAAAACUCAGAAUUAUUGAAAUUAUUUCUGACUUUGUAGCCAACAAGGAAAUUUCAGUAUCCAAACCACCUAUCCAAAUUAUUAAUCCAAAGAAGAAGAAAUCAGAAAAGGAAAAUCUUGAACAUGCUGCUAAAGUUAAGGAACACGAAAGAAAGGUUGAAAAUGCCAAGAAGGCUUUGAUGAAACUCAAAGAAAAGGCAGAGAAAUUAUUGAAAUCUAUUGAAGGACUUAAUUUACCGAUCUAUGUUUCUCAAAUAAUCAACUAUAUCAUUUCUCUCGUUGGUGAUGAAACCCCAAAGACUGACUUGUUGGACUCUUUCAUUCAAACUUUUGGAUCGAUAGACUUUUUGCAAAAUAAGGAUAACUUACACUUAUUGACCCAUGAAAUCAUUUGGGGACUUACAUUCUUCCAAUUUAUUUAUUCUCUCAUCAAAGAUUUGGGAGCCAAGUCAGACAAGACAUAUGCCUCUCUUCUUCUUAAAUUCAAAUCCACACUUUUACAAAAGGCCACACAAAUUGAUACAUUCAUCAGGGAGAGCAGAAAGAACAUCACUACCCUCUCGGAGAAUACCUCAAUUUCUCACUUUUUCACUUCCCUAUCAUCCUAUGAUUGGGAUGUUGUCUCCAAAGAAGUUUUAUUGGACCUCAACAGUCAAGUUCAUAAGGGUGGCUACUUGAACAAUAAGAUUGAACAAAUUAUCAGCAGUAUGGUAUUCCAAUACAGUAAAUAA
Molecule: messenger RNA, 2781 nt
Organism: Naegleria gruberi
Lineage: Eukaryota; Heterolobosea; Eutetramitea; Acrasida; Naegleriidae
Exons: 1
Coding region: 1-2781 (926 amino acids)
Biological process (GO): N-terminal peptidyl-methionine acetylation
Cellular component (GO): NatB complex; cytoplasm
Molecular function (GO): protein binding; protein-N-terminal amino-acid acetyltransferase activity
Source: RefSeq, a predicted model, not a curated record